GGCUGUGUGCUGGUCGUGCUCUGGAGUCGGCGUGCUCCGUGAUCGCUCGAGAUAUCAACCUCUACUACUACUAUUUCUACUUUUACUUCAAAGCGUUCAACCCUCCAGUCAGCGGUCAGGUUUUUUUUUCCUUCCCUUUGGGACAACCACUCAACUUCAACACCUCAGCCGUGAGUCUAUGAUGGAGAGCUGUGAAUACUUCACCUUGUGAAAAAUCCCAGAUGAAGAAGCGAUCCAAAGACCACGCUGAGACCAUUCCCCUGUCCUCUCCCACAGGCAGCAGCGGCGUUCAGGUUGAUCAUGGUUUCCAAAAAGUGUCUUUCAAAUCUUUCACUGGAAAUGGCCACACUGCAGACCACAACCCCUCUGCAAGUCCUCACAAGAAAAUCAAAGACCAAAAUGUACACGAUGAUAACCUCAAAAACACAGCGUGGGUUUUGGAGACGAGCAGUCAGGCAGAGGACAACUCCACAGACCCGCCCGAGACAAUGACAGAGACUUCUACUCUAACUUUUGUGGAUGCUCAGAUUUUAGAGGAGAACGUCCCAUGCACUGGCGGAGUUUAUUUGAAAGAGUUUGUUUUGAUUGAUGAUGAGGAUGAUGGGGAUAUGUCUUUGAGGGAGAAAACAGUGACAGAUAUCUCGGUAAUGGACAGCAGGGCGGCUGAGCUUGUGUGCGGGCGAAUAGGGUCCACCUCCAGCGGGUCCCUGACAGAGUCCAAAGAGGAAAUGCCAGUCUCUCUUGAAGUGUCCCCCGCUGAACAAACACAGAUACUGCACACAAGGAGGCACUGCUGUCACUGCGUCAUAUUAUGA
Molecule: messenger RNA, 815 nt
Organism: Boleophthalmus pectinirostris (great blue-spotted mudskipper)
Lineage: Eukaryota; Metazoa; Chordata; Actinopteri; Gobiiformes; Gobiidae
Product: paralemmin-2
Exons: 2
Coding region: 222-815 (197 amino acids)
Source: RefSeq, a predicted model, not a curated record